AAGUAUGCAGACAUGCUAGAUUCUGAGGUGCUACGUCAUGAACCAAAAGUAUAGAACUACGAAAAUUUGUAGAGGUACUCAAAAAUAUGUCUAGAAAAGCUAUCCCUCGAGGAUGUAGACAACAAUAUGUUCCCGGGAUGUCCAGCGACUCCAACGAACUAAUGAAAACAUACGAAACCCUCUAUUUCACUGACCCUUUUAGCCAAGAAACGGUUGACUGGGGAGCAGUCUACUCCAACAGCUAAGUCAAGCCAGAUACUAACAUAGUGGAUUGA
Diabrotica balteata is the source of this 275-nucleotide messenger RNA. NCBI's taxonomy places the organism in Eukaryota, Metazoa, Arthropoda, Insecta, Coleoptera, Chrysomelidae. The record is from the annotation of a GenBank genome assembly.